AUGGAGGAAUUAGCAAGCACAAAGCAAGAUCAGAAACAGGUGUAUGGAGAGAUUUUAGGUGUUUUAACAGUCUUUUGGGAAUGUAAAUCAAGGCUAACAUUACAAAAGGUCUUGGUGAGAGAACAAAAGGAGCGAUUGGAAGCAGCUGUGAUGCUUAGACUAGAGCACGGGGAGAUUAGCAACAAAAAUAUUAGCUUCGUUUUGGGAUUAGAAGAAUAUGAAGUAUCAAGGGCACUAAAGAAGAAAUCUAUACUUAGAUAUGUUCGCUCUCAAGAUUAUAAAAGGGCACUUGCUGAACAAAAAGGUGGUUCUGACGCAUGGAUCAAGGAAACUAGAGAUUUCAUAGUAAAACAUGGUAUCAAACAAGAAAAUAUAUUCAACAUUGAUGAAAAGGGAGUUCUCUUCACAGAUACUAAACAAAAGGUAGAUGAGUCAAUCAAGCUAGACUGUGUCCAAUUUUUUGUUAAACAGCUGACAACACCUGGCGACAAGUUACUUUUGGUCGACAAUCAUGGAAGUAAUUUUAGUCCUGAAUUACUUCAAUGGGCCAAUGAAAACAAGGUUCACAUUAAGAGCUUUCCAUCCAAUAUGACACAUAUCUUACAACCUUUGGAUCUUGUCAUUUUUUCAUCAUUCUCUCAAUCACUAAAGAAUAUGAUACUAAAACAACUUCAAGACAAACCCAACUUUAAAAUCGCACCCGAACACUACCAACAGUUUUCAUACUUUGCAUGGGUCGAAGCAACAAAGCCAACCAACGUAAUGGCUGCUUGGAACAAGUCAGGUAUCAUUAAUUGUUCGCCACUCUCACCACAAGAUCAGGGAUUGAUACCAAAACCACCCAAGGCAACAAAAAAAUCUUCAAAGGCUCUUGCUCUUGUUCAAACCACUUCUAAUGCAUUGGUAACGACAGAUUCUUUACCACACAAGCAAAGAUCAAUGAUGAUGAGAGAUAAGAUGAGUACAGGCACUGUCUGGACCGACGACACAAAUCGAUCAACCUUUUAUAUCUAUGAAAGAGUCAUACAAUCCAAGAUUGAAUGGAGAGAUUUAAUUAUCGUUCAAUAUGGAGCAUUACAAUGCAUCAUUGAAAAGUGUAGAGACUUUGAAACAUACGUGGCACCAUUUGCCAAUGAAGUUGUCUCUUUUUAUACUGUAUCUACUGCUCCUCUCAGCGCCACCCAAGUGGAUGGAGAGCGGGUUUCCCCACUUGCAUGGGAAGAAAUCUAUCUCUAUAUCAUACCAGUUUUAGAAGAUUGGGUGACCAUUGAAUCACUCAAAGAUAGACUCGUCAGAUUAUUUGAUCAAAUAUCAUCACACCCAUCAUUUGACCCAAAAAUCCUAUCAAGAUAUCCACCACUUACUCAAUUACAAAAGUAUAGACUUAAUAUUGCUCUUGAUGCAGUUGUGAUUUGUUCUUCAGUUUACUUUACUUGUUUUGAUGGACAUGUAACUCAAAUGUAUGUAUCGAUCGUUAGUUGUGAUGCAUGCUCAUAUAUGAUCGACAAAAGAGAUUUGAUAUUAAUUAAUAUUGUUAUUAUUUCUAAACAUGUGAUUAGUGAUAUAUCAACUUUAUUGGGUGUUGAUAAUGGAAUGCCUAAUCCUUCACUUCAACUUUUAUUCCCAGAACUUACAUCAUUCUCUUAUGAUGGUACCAUAAAUACUGGUGUAGCAAAUCAAUCAAGCUCUUUUCUUGAUAAACUUGUUUCGUGUUGUCCAAAAGUAUCAUCUAUCAAAUUUGUUCGAGAUCCAUCAGUUAAAGGGAUACCUGAUAGUUUUUCACAGAUUCCUAAUCUUGAUGUGGCUACUUUGAUACUACAAUUUGUAUCACCUAUCGUUUUGAAAAGUAAUCCAACCCUUUCAAGCUUGGAUAUACGUAGUGACGAUGCAACCGAAUUCAUAUUUGACAGUAGUGUCAACCUACCAAAUCUGACAACACUCACUAUCGGAUCACCACAAAUUGUUCAUGUUAGUAACUUUACAAUUCAAACCUUUCCAAAACUUCGUUUUUUAAAUCCUCACUUUGCAGGAUCUCAAGAUCAAUUACAAAUUAAUUUAGGUAUUCCAACACUUGAAGAAAUAUCAUUUGUUAAUGGAGGAGGCCCUGUACCAUUUGCCAAACUCAGAUUUACUGGUACUUUAAAUCUUAUAUCUUUGUCUUAUUAUGGAGAGAAAUUAUCUUUUGAUCCUCCACUUGAUAGUUUUAGACAAUUAAAGAGAAUUAAAAUAACAAACUAUCAAAGCAACAAUUAUCCAUUCCUAUCAUACCCUCCAUACUUGGAAAGAUUUGAAUUGACACAUUCAUCAUUCAAUACUAUUCCACCUAUACCAGUCCCAAAUUCUCUUAUCAAUCUUAUUUUAUCUUCAAAUCAAAUUCAAGGACCAAUUGAUUUUGAUAGUAUAUUUGGAAAUUAUGUUGGAUUUCUUUUAGGAUUGGAUAUUCAAGAGAAUCCAUUGUCUGGAGCACUUGAUCAAGAAAGUGUACUUUGUCGUCUAAGAUUUAUAAAUGCCAGUCAAACAACCAUCACAAGUAUUCCACUAUGUUUUUGGUGUUAUGAAUCUUCAGUGAUUAGGUUUAUCAAACCACCAUCAGUCAUUCCUCCUUCAAGUCCAGUGUGUGAUGUGACAGUAGACAGCACAACGCUGUACACUGUCAACCAAAGGACUACCAUUUAUGGCUCUUUAAUUGGGUGGGGGUCAGAUGCAAACGGAAUCUUAUUGCAUCCUCUGAUUGCAAACAAAAGGUUAUCUGCCAUCAUUCCAACACCAGUCUCUGGUCCACCUCUAACAUACACAAUCAAUUUUAGUUCAAUGCCUCCUAUUUUAUCUAAAGAGUUUUCCGUUGCAGAGGUUGGAUUUAGACAGUCUGCCAUAUCAGUGGUACAGGCACCAAACCAAACGGCAAUCAUCCAAGUAACAUUUACCAACGUCAACGAUUACUUUAAUCAUGUGGUCAUCGUUAAAGGAGUCAACUCGAUUAUAAUCAAAGUAAGAUCGACAUAUAUAAAUAUCAACAGCAAUAAUUCAGAAUUAGAUAUUAACUUAAUAUUUUUUAAUUCCCUUUCCAUUCAUUCAUUCAUUCAUUCAAUAGGUUAUCCAAUUGUUUCUAGUGUUGUUCAAUCUCGAACAAAUAUAAUAUUGGGUGGGUAUUUUGGAGGUUUUCUAGACAGUGCUAAAAUAGUUAUUGUACAAAAUAGUGGGCUGGCAACAUGUUCAGUAUCACAGUUUUAUGUCACUAUCAUCAACUGUACGAUCAUCUCUCCAUUUUCAACUGGUAUGGCAACACUAAAUGUGACAGUUGAUGGAUACACCAUUCAAAGACAAUACCUUUUAGAAUCUAUCCAAGAUGAUUGUGAAAUUAACACAAAUCAUUGUCAUGGUAAUGGUCAAUGUUCAAUAUUUGGUGAUUGUAUUUGUAAUAUUAAUCAAGGAAGUUAUUAUAAUAAUUGUUCAAAUCCAUAUCCAUUUAUUACAGCAGGUAAAAUUAAUGAUUUUAAUAGUGAACAAAGAUUAAUUAGUUUGUAUGGUGAUUUUGGACCAUUUGGACAAAACGAUACAACAGUCACAAUCAAUAAUACAAUCAAUUGUAUUAUUGAUCUAUCCAUAUCCGAUCAAUUCAAUAUCAAUUGUUCACUUUUAUCAUCACCAACAACAUUUGGAUUGGCUUCAGUUCAAUUAAAUGUCAGUGGUUUAUUAUAUAGUAAAGGACGUGUAUUGAAAUUUAUUGACCCUUCAACCAAUCCUGGUGGAUCUACUACAACUACUACAACUACUACUACGACAAGUACAAGUACAAGUGGAGGAGGAGGGGGAGAGUCACCAAAGGAACUAUGUCAAAAGAAUACACAAAAUUGUUAUGGACAUGGUGAUUGUGAUAAUAAUGGAGUAUGUCAAUGUCAAGAGAAAUAUAAUCCUAUUGAUAAUUGUGCAACUAAAUUCACUGAUAAUUCAACAUUUACACCAAAUACAACAUCACCAUCAUCAAAGAUUGAAGUUGAUGGAGUUGAAUUUGAAUUUGAAAUUGUUGCCAUUCAAGAAAUUGGAGUUGACAAUGAAAUUAGUCGAGAAUUAUUGACCAAUAGUUGGUUAUCGAGUAUUUCAACAAAUAGUACAAUGACAAAUGCAAUCUAUGAUUUGGUUAUUUCCAAUACUAGUAUUCUUGCAGAUACCAAUGUCACCGUUACCAUUACAUUCUCUACAUUGCCAAGAACCGUAAUGUUUGGAGAUCAACAACUAUUGAUCAAUCCAAACGCAAUUAAAUUGGCAGUAUCAAUUACCAAUUGGCAAUACACGUCGAAUAUAGGAACACUCAGAGUUGUCAUUAAAACAACAAUUAAUAAUCAACAAUCGAUGCAAUAUGAUUGUAAAGAGACUGAAAUAGAUUCAUUCUCUUAUGGUGCUGAUGGUGAAAUUCAAUACCUCAGAGUCAUCAAAGACAAUGUUCAAUUCAAUGGUAGAUUCAUUGAUUUUGCAUUGGCUAAUGGUAGACCAACCUAUUCACAAACAUUUGUUAUCAAUCAAACUGAAAUCAGCGGCGACAGUGAUCAAUCAGUAGCAAUGAUUGGUAUAACCCUACCACAAUGUCAAGAGUGUAUACUCGAUCCUGAUUUCACACCAUUAUUGGUUGUCAAUGACAAAAAUGACAAUUGUGAUGGUUCGAGUAACACUUGGAAGAUUAUCGUUGGAUGUGUCGUUGGUGGUAUUGCUUUUGUAGCCAUCGCAACUGUCUCGAUCAUGUACACAAAAAAGAAAUUAAUAUUCAACAUACAAAACAAACAAAUGAAAUUAAGAUUGAAAGAAAUAAACUAA
Molecule: messenger RNA, 4809 nt
Organism: Cavenderia fasciculata
Lineage: Eukaryota; Evosea; Eumycetozoa; Acytosteliales; Cavenderiaceae
Product: Epidermal growth factor-related protein
Exons: 13
Coding region: 1-4809 (1602 amino acids)
Molecular function (GO): nucleic acid binding
Source: RefSeq, a predicted model, not a curated record